Molecule: messenger RNA, 1317 nt
Organism: Penicillium macrosclerotiorum
Lineage: Eukaryota; Fungi; Ascomycota; Eurotiomycetes; Eurotiales; Aspergillaceae
Exons: 4
Molecular function (GO): O-methyltransferase activity
Source: RefSeq, a predicted model, not a curated record
CUCACACUCUACUCGUUAUACAACAUGUCAGCCGCUUCUAUAUUAACCUUGACUGAUCAGAUCAGGCAAGAGGCAACCGAAAAAUCAUCUACCCCUGGGCAUGGGCAUUCCAGGCUUCUUCAAUUGAUCGAAGAGCUCAAGCUAGUGGUAGAAACACCAACAGAGACAAUUCUACGCUUGAUUUAUCAGGUAUAUACGGUAUAUCAAUAUCUAUUUGAUCUUGACCUGUCAGCUGACUCCCUUCUUCUCAAGCCACCAGAAAACGCCGCGAUGAGAACAGUGGUCGAACUUGGGAUAUUUCCAAUUCUCACUAAUGAUACAAAGAAGCAGGGAGUAUCAGCGUCAGAUUUGGCUUCUCAAACGGGGGCCGAUAGAGGCCUAAUCGAGUUGCGAGCUGAUUGGGCCAACGAAGUUCGCCUUAUGAGAGUUAUGACAUCUCUAGGUCUAUGUUCAAGUUCAGAGGCGGAGAUUUACAAGGCGACGGAGAAAACAAUUGCCAUGACCAAGCCUAUUGGGCGCGACGGGGUUCCGUGCAUAUAUGAUCUCACAGUACCAGCUCUAUCAAAACUACCCGAGUACCUUCGUUUGCACAACUACAAUAAUCCAGAAGAAUAUGCUACUUCCCCUAUGCAAUGGGCUGUGGGUAAAAGUCAGUUCGAAUGGCUUGCAGAGAGUAAAGAACAUCAAAAGCUGUUUAACUCGUACAUGUCCAGUCGACGCGAAGGAAAACCUAAUUGGUUUGAUAUAUACCCUGUGGAAAGGUUGAUGAGCGGAACCAGUUCUCACCCAGAUGCUAUUUUCCUUGUCGACAUCGGUGGAAACCAGGGUCACGACUUGGGAAACUUCUAUGCAAGAUAUUCCAACACCUCCGGUCGGCUGAUUCUCCAAGAUCUACCCAAAAUUGUGGCAGCCGUUGAUAGACCCGGGAUAGAAACCGUGAGCUAUAGCUUUUUGGACCCGCAACCUAUCAAAACGAUUGAAGAUGCACGUGCCUAUUACUUUAGAGCGAUUUUCCAUGACUGGCCUGAUCGGAUUUGCAAGAAAAUUCUCCUCAACACUAUCUCCGCAAUGAAUGCCGAAUACUCCCGUAUCAUCAUUGUGGAUUUCGUGCUUCCUAAUACAAAUGUCCCCCGCAUGCAAUCUGCGAUGGACAUCCAAAUGAUGAGCAUUGGCGCUGGCGUAGAGCGAUCGAAGAAGCAAUGGGCGGAUCUUUUAGCUAGUGUCGGACUGAAGAUCACUGGGAUUUGGAAUUCAAACCCUGCUAUGGAGUCUAUCAUCGAGGCAGUCCCAAUCCAGGACGACAGGAACGGAUGUUGA